This is a messenger RNA of Exaiptasia diaphana, 1342 nucleotides long. Its product is annotated as sodium/glucose cotransporter 4. Gene Ontology annotation, biological process: transmembrane transport. Lineage: Eukaryota; Metazoa; Cnidaria; Anthozoa; Actiniaria; Aiptasiidae. Gene Ontology annotation, cellular component: plasma membrane. The record is from RefSeq and is a predicted model, not a curated record. Gene Ontology annotation, molecular function: D-glucose:sodium symporter activity.
GCUAUUUUUGAUAUUAGGCAACUUUUAAAUCAAACCGUGGAACUGUAAGUGGUUAUUUCUUAGCUGGGAGAUUCAUGACAUGGCUUCCGGUGGGUGCGUCAUUAUUUGCUAGUAACAUAGGCAGUGAACAUUUCAUUGGACUGGCUGGGUCAGGGGCUGCAGCAGGCAUUGGAGUUGGUGCAUUUGAGUUUAACGCUCUAAUUCUUCUUCAACUCCUUGGCUGGGUUUUUAUCCCUGUUUACAUUGCUGGUGGGGUGUGCACUUUACCAGAGUACAUUCAUAGACGAUUUGGUGGGCAGCGUAUUCGAAUAUGGCUUUCWGUGUUGUCAAUCUUGCUUUACAUAUUUACCAAGAUAUCUGUGAAUCUGUUUUCUGGUGCUCUAUUCAUUCGCCUUGCAUUGGGGUGGAAUCUCUACCUUGCUAUUCUACUGAUGUUAUUCAUGACUUUUCUUUGUACAGUCACUGGUGGCCUCGCUGCUGUCAUCUAUACKGACACUUUAUGCACAUUUCUUAUGGCAGUUGGCUCAUUAACAGUGAUGGGAAUGGGUUUUUAUGAAGUUGGUGGUUAUGGUGGAUUGCAGGAGAAGUACAUGCAUGCGGUGUCAAAUGACACACUGUUCUCUAACAGUACAUGUGGAAGACCACGUGAUGAUUCUUUUAUCAUGUUGAGAGACCCAGUUAACUCUGAYAUGCCAUGGGCAGGAUUUAUUUUUGGCCAGACUAUUGCCUCGAUUUGGUACUGGUGUGCUGACCAGGUGAUAGUCCAACGUGCACUUGCUGCCAAAAGUUUGUCGCAUGCCCAAGGAGCAUGCCUCUUAGCUGGGUACAUCAAAAUUCUCCCCCUGUUUACUCUUGUGAUGCCAGGAAUGAUAAGCCGUGUCUUGUCACCAGGGUGCAUUCUGGGGCAUGAUGGUUGGUUUUAUCAUCGGUGCAAUCAGAAUGGUGCUAGAUUUCACUUAUCAACCCCCGCUAUGUGGACAACCUGAUACCCGACCAGCUAUAACCAAAGACCUUCACUAUAUGUACUUUGCCCUGGUGUUAUUCUGGAUUACUGCUAUUGCUAUUGUAGCUAUUAGUUUGUUUACCAAGCCAUCUGAAGAUUCAAACAUUCCAAGCCACCGUUGUCAACCAGAAUGCUCAACUGGUUUUGUGGCUAUGAUGAAGGUUCAGACGAGGCUCACAAGGCGGCCAUGGCACAACAGAAAAGAAUGGAUGCAAUCUCAUCGCUCGAGCAGGAUUCGCGUGCUAAGUUAUUCCUUCAAGUCAAUCUUGUUAUAAUACUUUGUGUUGGACUUUCCUUGUAUAUCUACUUUUCUGUAUAAAAAUCAAUUUAUAAUUUCAA